GCAAUGAGAAACAAAACAGUAACAACUUUCAUUUUACUAGGACUGACAGAUGAUCAACAACUUCAGGUUCUGAUUUUUGUAUUUCUCUUUCUCACCUACACACUGAGUGUAACUGGGAAUCUGACUAUCAUCACCCUCAUCUUAGUGGAUUCUCACCUUAAAACAGCGAUGUACUAUUUCCUAAAACAUUUUGCUUUCUUGGAGAUAUCAUUCACCUCUGCAUGUAUUCCCAGAUACUUGUAUAACAUAGCAACAGAUGACAAGAUGAUUACUUAUGAUGCCUGUGUCAUCCAAGUGCUGUUUACUGACCUCUUUGGUGUAACUGAAUUUUUUCUUCUGGCUGCCAUGUCCUAUGAUCGCUACGUGGCCAUCUGCAAGCCCUUGCAUUAUGCGACUGUCAUGAGUAGCACAGUCUGCAGAAGACUAGUCUUUUGUUGCUGGGUAGCUGGUUUGUGUAUUAUAAUUCCCCCUCUCAGCCUAGGCCUAAAUCUGGAAUUUUGUGACUCUAACAUUAUUGACCACUUUAUCUGCGAUGCAUCUCCCCUCCUGAAAAUCUCUUGUUCCAACACCUGGUUCAUGGAACAGACUGUUAUUAUCUGUGCUGUACUUACUCUUAUUAUGACACUCAUAUGUGUAGUUCUUUCCUACAUUUACAUCAUUAAAACAAUUUUAAGAAUCCCUUCUGUGAAGCAAAAGAAAAAAGCCUUUUCUACCUGUUCAUCCCACAUGAUAGUGGUUUCCAUCUCCUAUGGCAGCUGCAUCUUCAUCUACAUCAAACCUUCUGCAAAGGAAUCAGUGGCCAUUAACAAGGGUGUGACAGUCCUCACUACUUCCAUCGCCCCUAUGCUGAACCCUUUCAUUUACACACUGAGGAACAAGCAAGUAAAACAGGCCUUCAAAGACUCAAUCAAAAGAAUCAUAAUAUUUUGCAAGAAAUAA
This is a messenger RNA of Chinchilla lanigera (long-tailed chinchilla), 939 nucleotides long. RefSeq names its product olfactory receptor 6C2-like. Lineage: Eukaryota; Metazoa; Chordata; Mammalia; Rodentia; Chinchillidae. Gene Ontology annotation, biological process: G protein-coupled receptor signaling pathway. Gene Ontology annotation, cellular component: membrane. Gene Ontology annotation, molecular function: G protein-coupled receptor activity; olfactory receptor activity. The record is from RefSeq and is a predicted model, not a curated record. The coding region runs from base 4 to 939 and encodes 311 amino acids. The transcript has a single exon.